ACUUCUUUUUCUGAAAUAAAAUAAUAUUCCUCACCAGACUGUUAUUCUCUUCUUCGUGUAGAGGGCUAGAGGCGCACCCCAUCUAUUUAAAAUGAGAAAAGAAAAUAACGCUCAUAUUUUUAUUUAUUUUUUUGCUUACUUAAAACUAUUUAUGUUGGCUACACAUAAUUAGUUAUCAGCUUGUGUUUUCUUUUGUUUUUAUUCCCUUUUUUUCCUACUAAUAAAUGAUUAAUGCUUAUUUUGCUGGAGGCGUUAUGUUUGCCUUCCCAAACAUGCUGAGAUCAACGUUCACACCUAUAUUCACGGCCUUUCCGUCUAAGGCCAAACCUCGCACAAUUAUCACUGCAAUAUCAAAAACCCCACAAACUGUUCGACAAAAUGACGCAAUAGAAAAUACAUUCCUGCAACAGCCAACUUCAGCUUACGUUCACCUCCCAUUCUGCCGAAAACGCUGCCACUACUGUGACUUCCCUAUCGUCGCUCUCGGCUCAGCUUCACCUCAAGCUGAUGACGACCCGCGAAUUCUUAACUACAUUGAUAUUCUCUGCAGAGAAAUUAAAGCCACCCCAACACCUUCCAACCACAAGUCACCUCUUGAAACUGUCUUUUUUGGUGGAGGGACACCUUCACUUGUGCCACCAAGAUUAGUAUCCGUAAUCCUGGACACACUGGACUCUAAAUUUGGUGUAUGUUCUGAUGCUGAAAUUUCAAUAGAAAUGGACCCUGGUACAUUUGAUGCUGCAAAGUUGAAAGAUUUGAUGAAGUUGGGUGUUAAUAGAGUUUCUCUAGGAGUUCAGGCAUUCCAGGAGGAAUUGCUUAAGAGUUGUGGGAGAGCUCAUGGCGUACAGGAAAUUCAUGAGGCUAUUGACAUUGUUGGAUCAUGUGGUGUUGAGAAUUGGAGUGUGGACCUUAUAUCUUCACUCCCUCAUCAGAAGCCACAUAUGUGGGAAGAAAGCUUGAGCCUCACCAUUCAAGCAAAGCCUACACAUGUCUCAGUUUAUGAUUUACAAGUUGAACAAGAUACAAAGUUUGGAUCUUUGUAUACUGCUGGAGAAUUCCCUCUGCCUUCUGAAAAUCAAUCUGCUGAGUUUUACAAAAUGGCCUCUGAAAUGCUAAGAAAUGCUGGUUAUGAGCACUAUGAGAUAAGUAGCUACUGCAAAAGUGGUUAUCAAUGCAAGCACAAUUAUACAUACUGGAUAAACAAAUCUUUUUACGCUUUUGGACUGGGGUCAGCCAGUUAUCUUAAUGGAGUAAGGUUUUCAAGGCCAAGGAAGCUGAAAGAUUACAUGGGUUAUGUGCAAAAUUUGGAGAAUGGACUAGUGAAUUGUUGCCAGGACAGUAAAGUAGACGCUCAAGACAUAGCGACAGAUGUUGUUAUGCUGUCUCUGAGAACUGCUAGAGGGUUAGAUUUGAAGUCAUUUAGCAAAGCUUUUGGAAGCUCAAAUGUUCUUUCCCUUUGUGAGGUCUACAAGCCUCAUAUUGAGAGUGGGCAUGUUGAAUGUUUGGAUGAGCAGAGUAGGAAAAUCGACGCAGAAGAAUUCAGAUCUUUGUUAUCUGAAGGGGACAAGGUUAAUGAGGUAUUGGCAUAUAUCAGGCUUAGCGACCCUGAUGGUUUCCUAUUAUCUAAUGAGUUAAUAUCCCUCGCGUUCAAUGUGUUAGCUCCAUAAAUUUCAGCCUGGAUGGUUCAGAUGAGACUGCUUGGAGCUGCUUUGUUAGCAUUGCUGGCUGUUUAGGCAUGAGAUUGCCAAUACUUUGAUGCCAUCGGGUGGUUUGUGCGUGGAAGAUCUACAAGGACGUGUGAACUGGUGGAACCCUUAAUAGAGCAAAGACAGGCGUGUAUGUAAUAUACUGCUGGAUAAGCAUAUAAUUAUUGGGAGAGAGCAGAAGGUUUUGUUAGCAAGCAUACUUAGUCAAAAGCAGCAGUAAAUGUAACUUGGGUAUAUGACCCUCACUGUUUAAUCAAAAUCCUUUUUUUAUGAGUCAAGAUUUCAUUCAUAAAUACCGACUUGGAGUCCGAAAAUUUGUAUGAAUUCUGUAUGAGCUCAUCCAUAGUUGUCUAUUACGCUUUUCUUGCUAUCAACACACAUGACAUUCUUUCCUUACAAUGGAAAUACAAGUGAAUGAUAGAGGUUUUUAAUGUUUCCUAUAUCAUUAUCAUUAGUUUGAAUCGAUCUCUUAUUUCUUCAUUCCAUCAAAUGAGGCAUAGAGAUGGCAUCUUCCAGGUUGUCUUUCUUUUUACUGCCAGUCCUACAUAAUCUAUACCUUACGGUGCUUUUGCCACUGUUCUCAGUAACACAACCGUAGGUUAGACAACGAGAAUAUAAGAAUCCACCAUUGCAAAGCCAAUCUGCUACACAACAAGAGAUGAUUAUUUUCCUUUACAGAUUUUUCUCACAGGCUUGCACCGUUGGCAAGGUUAAUAGCUGUGCUGAUUGCUGUCACAUCGCUAAUUAGGAACGUUACUGCACUCUACCACCCCUGCCCUAAAAUAAAACUUCCUUUGAUUCAUACUCCUUGUCUGUAUAAGAUAAUAAUGCAGCUUCCUGUUUGGCUCCAAAAAACAAGAAAAGAAAUUAAAAGGAAUACAGAUUGACCACCUUGUCUUUCCAUUCGCUAACACGCACUUCCACGAGCUUACCACUUCCCAGUCAUAACUACACAAGUUUGUCCAAGACACCCCAAAAGUAAACUUUAGAUUACCCAAAGAAACAUACAACAUGAAGAAUUCACGUUCCCCCCAAUGUAAAAUUGAUAAAGAGAAAACUGGUCUUCCCAUGAAAACUGUUGUAUGGAUCUGUGAGAAGUGAUACAACAGAGAGUAAAGAAUUUAGCUUCUGCUUGAAUGAGAUCAUCUUAUCCAGGCAGACGACUUAAAUGCAAGAUGCAUUAUACCAUGCUGACGGAGGAUAUGUCUUGUCUUCUACAUCAGAACUCUGAUCAUCCAGCAACAGUAAAUGAUUUGUUGCCAAGAGAUGUCUACAGCAGGACAAGAAGAUGCACAAUGUUAAUCCAUCUCCAUCCCUUCAUGAUGCUAAUGUUUCAGCUUAC
Messenger RNA from Nicotiana attenuata, 3048 nucleotides. Its product is annotated as oxygen-independent coproporphyrinogen-III oxidase-like protein sll1917. Gene Ontology annotation, molecular function: coproporphyrinogen oxidase activity; 4 iron, 4 sulfur cluster binding. Gene Ontology annotation, cellular component: cytoplasm. The transcript is spliced from 2 exons. Gene Ontology annotation, biological process: porphyrin-containing compound biosynthetic process. The record is from RefSeq and is a predicted model, not a curated record. The coding region runs from base 225 to 1667 and encodes 480 amino acids. NCBI's taxonomy places the organism in Eukaryota, Viridiplantae, Streptophyta, Magnoliopsida, Solanales, Solanaceae.